AACUGAAUUUGCACUUGAAGGUUGGAGCGUCGCUCGUUGUUGGUCGAGCAAAUGAGCGGAGAAAACUUUUCCAACGGGCAUGUACGACCCGGUUUCUCAUUCAAUUUUUACCGCCCACCCUUACAAACGGCAGGGUGUCCGGCAUCCAUGUCCCAAACCCCGAAUGGUGUGGUGGCACCCAAUCGGAAUGCUUUUAUUUCCUGUUCUAAUUCAGGUACAGAUACCCAUCCUUCCAGAACUCCUGCUCACAUGGAAAAACCUAUCGCUUCAUCUCCAGUCCCAAACCUCACGGUGAUCUCUUCUGGAAGUGUACUUCCAAACAACACUAUCGGCGGCUUUCAGGCCCAUUCCGUCUUGAAUAAUCUUUUCCAAUCACUUCUUCGGGCUCGAGUUCCCGUAUCGAACCCACCUUUAACAAUGCCACCGGCUAAUGUGUCCGGAUAUGUAAAUACUUUGGCGACUCCUGAUGGCCGUUUCGUGCCCAGUUCCAAUUCUUCUUCUACCGUCCCAGCUGUGUCAGACCCACAGACGUCACGUUCCUCGUCCACUCAAUCAUCGUCAGCUACCUACUCACCUAUUCCGACGAUUAUUUCUACUUCGAGGCAGCCGCAACCUUCAAAUCCCCCUCCUCCCUUAGUCACGCGUCAUCACAAAGUAUCCCAUAGCUCUAUAGAAUCAUUGUUUAUCCCAGCCAAUAUGGCGAAUGUGCAGCUCGGUUCCGGGAAAUUUUCCGAUCAAGGCAAGCUGCAGAAACUAAAUCCACUGGCCUUCGUUCGCUGGGCCUCGGCCUGUACAAAAUCAUUCCGCCGGGAUCGCAUGUCAGCAUGGCCAUACACUCAAGCCGAAGUCGCUGCUCUGAACGGGAUGAACUGGGUGGUUGCACCAUCCUGCUUGCUUGGAAUUUAUUCGGAGUCUCCAUUUCUUCGACCCGUACUCUUGCUUCGGCGCGUUCAAUUCGCAAUCCCUGGUGCCCCUGUCGUCAACUCUCCAGAUCCAGAUAACAUGAUCCGCACUUUGCGUGACAUAGCCGAUAUGAAGGUGGCGAAACAUCCUUCCUUUUGUCCCUGCCCUCCGAAGUCUGCUGCUUCCGUAGGGUUCUCAACGGACUUCCUUUCUUACCUAUUCACACUUGAUCUUGAUCGAUUGCUGGUAAAGAUUCUAUCCGAUCAGCUGAGAACUGGGCCACGUCCUGCUGUUCCGGAAUGGCGCGUUGUGCUACGCCUUGGCUGGGCCACUUCCAGUUUCUACGUUCCAUGCACCACUCCAAAUAGACAAUUCCCAUCACCCCGUGCGCUUGCUUUGGAAUCUCUCCCACGAUGUUUGGUUGUUCGUGUGGCGGGUCGACAGGUUUCCUUACCUGAUCCGAUCUUUCACGGUGGGCAGGCACAGCGUCUGGGCAGGCGACUCAAGUUGUCCAUCGACAUUACGGACAAGCUUCCCAUCAAAGCUUCAACUCCCAUUCGCAACCGCUUCGUCGAUAUUGAGAUUAAUUGGCUCCAUGCCCCUUUGGAAGAUCAGUCAGUGGAGUUAUUAGACAUGGUCGCCCAUGGGCAACUUACCCCACUGCUGUGCCAUCUCAUUGGCCUCCCGUUGGUUCAGGUCACUCUGGAUCGCGUGUACACAAUCCCCGAUCUGCGUAGCACAUUCCAGCCCAAACCCCCCAAAGGAUCGGUGAUUGACAGCGAGGCUGUAGAUGGGCCGCAUAAGAAUGACAUUCUCACCCUGAUGUACAAUGCGGAUGGAAGCAUGUCAGAUUUCCAACUAGGUAUACUGGGCGCAUACGACAAUUGCAUUCCGUCGUCCAGACGUAUAACCGCGGACUCAGCUCGUUUGUCGCUGAAAUCAAAGUUCAAAAAUUCGGCCGACGAAGAUUUGUGCAUCACGGACGGCGUGAGUGAGAAGUCCGACUACAUCCCUAUAUGUCUUCUGUGCCCUCUCACACGCACUCGAAUCGAGCUUCCGGUGCGUUCGGUCAGCUGUGAGCACUUGCAGUGCUUCGAUCUGACCUCCUACUUAACCAUAAAUCGCCGUCGACCUCGAUGGUCAUGUCCCAUCUGUAGCAACUCCGCGCCGUUUCGUGACCUUCGUUUGGACGAAUUGAUGAUGUCAAUCCUCUUGGAUUCGAGAAGUGAGACUGCCACUUUUGUCCACAUCAACGCUGAGGGCGAGUGGAGUUUGGCCCCUGAUGACGGAGUGGUGGAUGUUCACUCUCCCAGUAAAAUGGACACUGUUGAACCGAAACUCUCUCCGACUCCCGUCUUAAGUGAUCCGCAACUCCCCUCAGUCGUUACUCCUUUAGAAAGGUCGCAGUUAGCCACACAGCGGCAUUCCAGAGAAUCUCCUCCACCUCCUACCUCUAAUGAACCACCCACCCAACCAAGUGCGGAUAACGACGUUGAGGUGAUUAUUCUAAGCGAUGAUGAAGUCGAAGCGAGAGAAUCGGCUGUCCUAUCAUCUGUCGAACAGCAUAGCCAACAACACACUCAUGUGGAAUCCUUAAUUUCUCCUACGAAAAAAGAUCGUUCAGAGCCACCGUCUAACUUGCCAAAAGAGGCAGUUGGACAUACCGGCACCCAUAGUUUCGCCAAUCCCGAUGGGAUUCAGAUCGAUCUCACAGCUGACUCCGACGAUGAUUUUCCGGCGCCUGGUUUACGAGUGCACAGUGCUGUUUCGCGAGCGGAUAGGACACCUGACACCGGUACGUCCAUAACUCCAAUCCCUCCAUCACCGGUCAUCGAUGAGGAGUUCUUACGAAACAAUCGGCCUCUUAUUCUCAUAUCUCCUCUUCCCCCGACUGUCAAUGGGCUUAGUCCGUCUGUUGAUUUGUCGACGACAUCAGAAGUCCCUCCGCUCCGUCAAAAGUCGCCUCCGGCCGAGUCAUCACUCUCUUCUCUCUCUAGUUCAACAAGUGUAUCGGCGUCGAAUGAAAAUUCCAAAGUCCCACAUUCCCUGGAUUCCAAUCGAUCUGAAUUGGACCCCACUUCAUGCCGUCGCCUAUUUGAUUGCAUCGCUCAAAUGCGCGCAGAACAUACAAUCACAUCUACUAGCCACACAAACUCUUCGACCGAUCCAAAAAAGUCCGUUUCCAGGUCUGAGAGCACUAAUUCACGCGAUAAAAGUCGGCGCCUAUCUUCCGGGAACAAUGGCGUUUAUAAAUCAAAAACAUCCAGCAGUCGUGGUUUACGUGAGCCGAAUUUUGUGCGUCCAGUCGCCUCAUACUUGGAUGACCCAUCGGACCUGAACAAUUGUGUUCCAGGUUUGGAAUUGUCCGACUAUUCUGAUGCUGAAAAUGAAUUCAUCGUGACGACGACCCCGGCAUUCCCCUGUUCUUCAACGAGUGGGCGCGAGCGUCCACCUAUUUUGAAGACGAACCAAGCCACCGCCUUGGCCCGUUUGAUGCAACAGCGCUCUGGCCGCCAGUCGACCCCAGCUACAGUUUCAAACACCAGUCGCUCAACUAACGCACCUCGAAACUGCGCAAGACGUGGCGGAAGCACCCACCCUCCCAAUGUUCCCCCGGCUUCUUCCUCCAAGCCGCUUUUCCAUAAGCGGUCUAGACGUCGUGUCCUUCCAGGGGUGGAAAGUGAAGAAACAGACUCUUCAGAUAACUUAUCUGAAGUAAGCUCAGAAAUGUCCUGCGUCUCUGCCUCCGAUCCCUCCGGACCAUCGUCCUCUAGUUCCUUGUCGAAAAACAGCGAGGAGGAGGAGGAGGAAAGUGAAGAGUCCUCCUCAUCCGACGAUCGCUGGUCUCCCUCACGGUUUCGUACUGUACAUACCACCAAGCGAGGAAAACGCAAAAUGCUAUCCCGACGGUGACACUCCGACUUUUUCAGACUCCUUCUACUUUUCUGUUUUAUGCAUUUCUGACAUACUACGCUGUCCGGAGACAGAGAAACUCCCAGUUCCCGUGUUCUCUCCAUCGGCGUGCACGCUAUCCAUACGUGCGUGCCGUUGAUGUCAGUAUUAUUUCUCUGACUUAACUGGCCUUUCUUAUCGCCUUGGCACGGUUGCACUUAUCGUCGAACAUUAAACAGUCUAUUAUACACAUCUUUUUCUUCCUUUUUUCUUUUUCCUACUUGCCAACACGUGCGCUGUUCAUCUUCCCUUAGCUGCUUAUUCUUGGGACUUACCACUUUCUCUUCGAUUUCAGAUGGUACACACACACACACGCGUACAUCCCUGUAAAUAUUGAUAGUCAUUGCUGUUACUAUUGCCACCGUUAUCAUUGUUCUCAUCGUUGUACUGGGCAGUAACACUGUCUCCUCGUGGAGUGUUCGGCCUGUCACAUUUCUACGGUUUAUUAGUCGGAAGCAAAGAACGAUCUACUCACCUCUGCUUUCUAUAUCGCUUUCGGUUUCCUUGCAGUCCACUUGCGUUAACUCAGCGUGCUCACUUUUACGUCUGCUUGUAUGAUGGUGUGCACACGACUUCCUGACCACCACGUCUGCCCUAAUCUGGGUUUGAGCAUUCGCUUAUUCUUGGCUAUUGCCAUCUGUGUUAGCCAUUUACCUAGCAAGCAUUUAUCAUUUCCCAUGGCGUCGUCGUUCGAGUGGGGGUGAAUCUCAAUCCUUCAGAUGACCGCUCCAAUGAGUCAUGAACACCUCUGGAAUACUCACUUUCGACUUCGAAUUUUGAUGUCUCAAUCAUCAUCAUCAUCAAUACAUGAUAGCUUAGGGUGAGAAACACACAUCAAAUUUUGACGCUGCCUGUUGUAUUCUCCCCAGUUGUUUCCUUACUACACGCCCCGUUUCAACUAAUGAUGUUGGUAUGAGUCCCUAAGAUUUUCUCCUGCUGCCAAGUAACUGUACUUUGAUCCCCGAUUUGGCGGCUUAUUUUACUCUGCAUUCGAUCGGGUUACGUCGAUGAAAUUGUGGCUGGUUGGUGUGAACCUCUUGGCUUGGGAUCGAAAUCACAGUCGGUCAUUCCUAGGCUAUCACCGAGUUUCCAUUGUUAUGUUUUAAUUUAGGAAUUCACAUAGGAAACCACAAUCUUUUCUCUGUUUAGGUUGCCAGUUCACCUCUUCUUCUUGGACGCC
Dicrocoelium dendriticum is the source of this 5035-nucleotide messenger RNA. NCBI's taxonomy places the organism in Eukaryota, Metazoa, Platyhelminthes, Trematoda, Plagiorchiida, Dicrocoeliidae. The record is from the annotation of a GenBank genome assembly.